Molecule: messenger RNA, 2296 nt
Organism: Misgurnus anguillicaudatus (oriental weatherfish)
Lineage: Eukaryota; Metazoa; Chordata; Actinopteri; Cypriniformes; Cobitidae
Gene: dio2
Product: iodothyronine deiodinase 2
Biological process (GO): thyroid hormone metabolic process
Molecular function (GO): thyroxine 5'-deiodinase activity
Source: RefSeq, a predicted model, not a curated record
CGAGCGGUCCGGGAUCCUGCCCAGCGGACAGCCUUUAGUUAAUUGUAAAGCGCAAAAGAGGGGAGACGUUUGGCACAGGCGCUCCUCUGUGCGUCUUUACGCCCGAUGCUUGGAGAAAAGAAGAAUCGGGUUUACCCUGCGUAUACGCCCACAUCCACGAGUCGGCUUUUCUUUCUUCCUUAGGUAGAUGAAAGUUUACUAAGAGGGGGGACAGCAGAGAAGAUGAUAUCUGACCAAGAUGAGUCGGAAAGGUGAACUCGAGUAACCAAAAGUGCGCAAGUCGACCACCUGUUAUAAAUCUGCGAGACAUGGGCAUGCUUAGCGUGGACCUUCUAGUAACUUUGCAGAUCUUGCCAGGUUUCUUCUCCAACUGCUUGUUUUUCGUGCUGUAUGACUCGAUAGUGCUGGUGAAGCGCGUGGUGUCACUCCUGAGCUGCUCGGGCUCGACGGGUGAGUGGCAGCGGAUGUUAACAACGGCCGGUGUGCGCUCCAUAUGGAACAGCUUUCUGCUGGAUGCAUACAAACAGGUGAAGCUAGGGGAGGCCGCUCCAAAUUCCAAGGUGGUGAAGGUUCCUGGCAUAAACAGAUGCUGGAGCAUCAGGGGCAAGACCCGUGACGAGUGCCACCUGCUGGACUUUGAGUCACCCAACCGCCCACUAGUGGUCAACUUCGGCUCGGCCACUUGACCCCCAUUCAUAAGCCAGCUGCCGGUCUUCCGGCGGAUGGUGGAGGAUUUUUCCGACGUGGCAGACUUCCUGCUCGUCUACAUCGAUGAGGCUCACCCCUCCGACGGCUGGGUCGCUCCUCCCAUGGAGCCCUAUUCGUUCGAAGUGAGAAAACACCGUAAUCUGGAGGAGAGGAUGUUGGCAGCCCGUAAACUUCUGGAGGUUUUCUCUCUGCCCCCUCAGUGCCAACUGGUGGCCGACUGCAUGGACAAUAACGCCAACAUAUCCUACGGUGUGUCCUACGAGAGGGUGUGCAUCGUCCAGAAGAACAAAAUCGCUUACCUUGGGGGUAAGGGUCCAUUUUUCUACAACCUUAAAGAUGUGCGGCACUGGCUCGAAAAGAGUUACGGAAAGUGAUGAUUUCUUUGAAAAGAGAAGAAUUUAUUUUUGUAUAACGGAGAGACUAUAAGGUGCUUUCAGAAGGUGGCUCGGGUGGAAAUUCUUUGGCUGGGCUCCAAGUCAUUUUCUUGAAAUGUUUAAAAUGAUCAGCGGGUGUCCUGGGUGGAGCUCAACAUUCCUAACCACUUUUAAAAUGAAAUGGAUAUAGACACUAAAUACUGACAUGUGGUUUGCACUUCGAUUGUUGCCAGCAAAACGAUUUGUAGAUGCACUAUUAAUGACUUUUUGCAAUUAAUGUAGAGUUAAAAUGUGCAAUAUUUUUAUGCGCCAUAUAACGUAUAUUGCUUUAGAAAGUAAACCAAAUUGUUGAACGGAAGAGAAAGCACAAGUACCCAGCUGUUUUAUGAAAGAGAAUAAUUUAUUUUUUAUUGACAUUCAAUGUCUUAUGUUUAAUAUGUGGCCUGGUUGUAACCCUUUUCCUUCCCCUCUCAUAAAAUGACAAUCGUCCAUAUUUCAUUUUACACGUACCAUCAGCUUUUACAUCCCAGUCCAGCACAUUUCACCCAAGAUCAGUCGAUACCGCUUUACCCAGCUUGGAUAAAUCACUAAUGAUAGUCAUUUGGUCCAUAUUGUAUUGUACAUAACAUAACAAACAAAGGACUGUUUAAUCUAUACGUUCUUGUAGCAAUGCAAAAGUCAUGGGUUCGAUGGCAGAAACCCACAAACUGAUGUAUAGAUUGAAUGCACUGUAAGUCAGAUAAAAGCGCCUGCCAAAUGCAUAAAUGUAAUGUAAUGUAACUGCGUGCGUGCAGUGGCACAUUUUCAUAAAUCAAAUAUUCCCCGUAGUCUAGUUUGGACACUUUGCUUAUUCUACGGUGUACAGAAAAAAACAUGUAAAGUUUUAAUGGGUGUUACACCCCUGAAUGUCAUGGACUGUUUGAAAGGAACCGACUCUAACAGAUUUACAGUCAUUCAUUUAGAUCAAUGCGGGGUGGGUGUGUGCAUGAAAAUCACAGACGAAAUGGUCUCCUGUCCUGUCUGUGGUUGGAUGAGAGACCACACCUCUCUGCGCUGAUCCAAAACAGUAUGACUGUUAACAUGCUGAAACAAUCACUCUGAAUCUCCUAAGGCUUUGAGUUUUGUUUCACCGGACUGUUUCCAUGUAGUACAACUGUUUUCAUCCUUUUAAUAAAUAAAAGGAGAGAAAAAAUAAAGUUGAACUGCUGCUCAAA